Molecule: messenger RNA, 2915 nt
Organism: Brachypodium distachyon (stiff brome)
Lineage: Eukaryota; Viridiplantae; Streptophyta; Magnoliopsida; Poales; Poaceae
Product: pentatricopeptide repeat-containing protein At4g13650
Exons: 4
Coding region: 191-2203 (670 amino acids)
Biological process (GO): RNA modification
Molecular function (GO): RNA binding; protein binding
Source: RefSeq, a predicted model, not a curated record
AUCUUAUCUUCGUGGAUCAAGUCUGUUCGGCUCUGCUCCGACCGAAUUUCUGGGAAGCUGGAAGCCAGAGGGUUCCCGAACGCGCCUUUAACAGUGUUACUCCAAUACAGUACUCCACCGUGCAAGUCUGCAAGGCGAGUUAACAGACUUUUCGCGACCGCGGCGGCUGGGCGGCCGAUGCCACACAGAAAUGCACGACCACCUCGCCGCCCUCCUCCUCCGCGGCGGCCGCCACCCAAGCACAGUCCACGGCGCCGCCGUGAAGCUCGGCUUUCUCGCCUCCACUUACCUCUGCAACAACCUCCUCCUCUCCUAUUUCCGCAGCAGCCUCCCCGCGGAAGCCCGCGGCCUGUUCGACGAAAUGCCCCACCGCAACGUCGUCUCCUGCUCAGUCCUCAUCUCCAACGUCUCCCGCCUCGGCGCUCUCUGUGAGGCCUUUCUGCUCUUCUCCGACAUGCUUCUCAGCGGAGGACGCGGAAGCUACGACCGCCCGAACUCGUUCGCUCUGGGCGCCCUGGUCUCUGGGUGCGCCCGUGCCAGUGACAUUGUCGCAGGCUCCCAAGUGCAUGCUUCUGCGGUAAAAUUUGGCGUGGCCGGCGAUGAGAGUGUUGCUGGGGCAUUGGUUGACAUGUACUCCAAGUGUGGGUGUGUGGACUCGUCGUGGCGGGUGUUUGCGCUCUCGCCACAGCGGAGCGUCGUGAGCUGGACCAGCAUGAUAGCCUGCCUUGUCAACAACGAUGGUUCCUCAGGACACCGUGAUGCAGCACUUUCCCUCUUAAGGAAGAUGUUACUCUUGAAGAUCUGGCCAACAAAUGCGACGUUUUCUUGCAUCCUGAAGGUGUUCGAUGCACCUGGGUUGCUCCCUGGAGGGAAGCAAAUUCAUGGCUGCUUGUUGAAGAUGGGCACUGAGGUCGAUCCUGCUUUAGGAACUGCUCUUAUAGCAAUGUAUGGUAGAUGUGGAGGAGUAGAUGAGAUAGCCAAGUUGUCUUGUCGGAUAAGGCAUGAUGCAUUCUCCAGGACUUCGCUGUUUGUAGCUUAUGCACGGAAUGGAUACAGCAUGGAGGCAGUUUGGAACUUUCGGGAGAUGGUCAUGGAAAAGAUGGCAAUUGACCAAUCAACCAUAACUAGCCUGCUCCAGGUUUGUUCAUCACUAGGACAGCUGAGAUUGGCCGAGGAGGUUCAUUGCUAUGCCCUAAAGACUCUCUUCAAGCUGGAUACUUCACUGCUGAAUGCUACCAUCACGGUUUAUGGCAGAUGUGGUGAUAUUGCGACUGCAGAGAUUAUAUUUGAUCUAUUAGAAAACAAGGACAUUAUAUCGUGGACAGCUUUGUUAACUUGCUAUGCACAGAAUGAUCUUCCUCAGGAGACACUCUUGUUUUUCAAGGAAAUGCUUCGGAAAGGCCUAGGGUCUCCGAUCUUUUGCAUCACCAGUGUGCUAAGAGCCUGUUCUAGUACCACAAACCAUGCUGUUGGACGGCAAAUUCAUUCGAGGGCAGUGAAGUUAGGAAUUGAUGAUGCCGAUUCUGUGGAGAAUGCUCUUGUAACCAUGUAUGCCAAGUGCGGAAGUGUUCACAUUGCAUUGAAAAUUUUCAAUUCAAUGAGGAGUAGAGGCAUUAUCUCGUGGAAUGCACUAAUCACAAGUUUUUCACAACAUGGAAAUGAGGUGGCAGCCAUUCAGCUAUUUGACCUGAUGCAAGAAGAAGGGAUAUGUCCAGAUGAUUACACUUUUGUUGGGCUGUUAUCAUCUUGCAGCCGAAUGGGCCUAAUCGCAGAGGGUUGUGAGUAUUUCAAACAGAUGAAGGCCUUGUACAACGUGGAACCCAAGAUGGAGCACUAUACCUGCAUGGUUGAUCUAUUUGCCCGUGCUGGAAGAUUUUCUGAUGCACUGGAAUUCAUUGAUGCUCUGCCUUGCCAACCAGACCAACUGGUGUGGGAGGCUUUGCUCGCUUCAUGUAGGACUCAUGGUAAUGUGGAGUUAGGAAGGCUGGCAGCAAAGAAGAUUCUUGAAAUACGACCAGAGGAUCCUUCACCAUACAUUACAUUAUCCAACAUUCAUGCUUCAGUUCACAUGUGGGAAGAGAAAACGUGGGAUCGCACUGUAUUUGAUUUCCAGCGAGUAAGAAAGUAUGCAGGAAGUAGUUGGGUUGAUCCACAAGAACCUGCAGAUAAUAUAUUUGAUGCAAUGCAAGUUGGAAUAACAUGAGAUUGGUGACAUGUUGAUGCUUCCUGUUCUACAUAUCAGAUGGAGUUAUUCUUCAUCAUGUGAAAUUGACUGGCUGCAUGUAAAUGUCCUUGAGUUACAUGUGCUGUGUAUUCAUGCCUCAGAAUUGACCUAUGUCAUAUCUCCACUAGGAAAAUGACUUGGUACGAAAGACUAGAUAUUUCUUUUAUGGCAUAGGACAUGGCUACAAUAUGUCUCUUGCUUCCAGGUGAGCUUUUUGAUGACAUUGGAAAUAUAGAGGUUGUCCCAUUAGUGAAAGAAAAUGUAAUGUUAGGCAUCAGUACAAUUUGCAUUUGCCUGCAAUGAAAGCAAAUAUGCAGCAAAUAAGAUGCAGUGCUUAAAGUGAGGCCAACUGCUACAUCAAUAUGGCUUCAUGCCCUGAUCUCAUAGGGUCUUACCAUUCUCAAUUCAAAGUAGGGGAGCUCGACUACAUUCUGCAAGUAGCCAAAGAUGGAAUGGGCAAAAGAAGAAUCGCAGAGCAACUAGUACUUGGACCUUCCCGUGAUGCGGACUGACUCAAGUUCACAUGAGAUCAGUAUCAAUUCUUGCAUGGAAGACUAAAUGGAACUCAUGAAUUCUGUGUAUUUAUUGUUACUAUUUGCAUACAACUUCUCCAAACCGUACAUUUUAUGCUUUUAUUCCUCACACCAAAAAAUGAAUCGAAUUAUAGUACUGAAGUGCAUGCUUUCUAACA